This is a messenger RNA of Plutella xylostella (diamondback moth), 4495 nucleotides long. RefSeq lists its product as uncharacterized. Lineage: Eukaryota; Metazoa; Arthropoda; Insecta; Lepidoptera; Plutellidae. The record is from RefSeq and is a predicted model, not a curated record.
GGUUCGCAAGGACGUCUCGCGUUUCCGCCGCGCCGAAGCGAGACAGACAUAGUACAGCCCUCGGGCUAGAGCGGGACGAACGAUAACUUCGUCCAUUUUCAACAGGUCGUUAUUGUUACAUCCACUGAAUGGUGAUUUCGUGAAAUAAUUCCUAACAUCGCCGGACUUUUCUUUUAUCAAUUCGUACGCUUUAACUUUUACGAUUACGAGUAGGCACUACAUGGCUGUGUGGGAUGGGUUAUUGCCACUCUAGUGUUGUGAGCUUUUAAGACUUGUGUCAACUUCGAGAAAUGUUAUUAUAACUUCGGGUCGUUGGCUGUUAAAAUGUGCUACUUCAGCAUAAUAGUGAUAAUAUUUCAGUAGCGCGUUGUUGUGAGUGUAGUGGUUGUGCACGAUGCCGAGUCGCCGCGCGCUCGUCCGCACCUACCCGCACUUGUUGCUAAUACAGAUUAGCUUGGGGAUCGCGGCGGGCAUGUCGGACGUGUGGGUGGAGCUGCGCGCGCCGCGGUUCGUGGUGCACCGCCACAGCGCCGCGCUGCGCUGCGAACACAACGUGCAGCCCGAGGCCAUAUACAAGGUGGUGUUCUUCAAGGAUGACUACAGAAUAAUGCAGUACAUACACGGCCGGGAUCCCCCCUUCUUACUCUACAACUUCACGGGGGCUGAAAUUAAGUUAUCGAAGUUGACGUCGACGUCGAUCACGUUGGAAGCGAUGGACUUCCCCGCAUCGGGGUUCUACGCGUGCGAGAUCGCGCUCGAAACGCCCCUCUACUCGAAGGUGUCCAAUAAACACGAGAUAUCUGUUAUAGUGCGUCAAAAGUACCGUCCCCGUAUAAAGAUGCUGCACCGCAAGCUGACGUCCACCGACCUGCUGGAGGCGACGUGCCAGAGCGCGCCCGCGCACCCCGCGCCGCACCUCGCCUGGUUCAUCAACAACGUCAAAGUGGACGAGAGCCUGACCAUCCCGAACGGCGUGACUCCCACGUCGAAGCACCACCACGGCAUGCCGCUGCUGGUCACCAACACGUCCCUGCAGUUCCCGCUGAGCUCGCUGCAGCUGGUGCCCAACCAGACCGUGGACGUCACGUGCAUAGGCACCAUACCGAGCUUCCCGGCCGAGGCGCACGGAUACGCCGAUAUACAGAACCAUACCAUAUCUGUGAACGUGGUUCGCCUGGAGCCCAUGCCCACUCAGAUGCCGGUGAAGAUCGUGAGCGCCGACCUGAGCUCCUCGUCACCAAGCCAUGUCCUGGACAAAGCACUCACAGGUCUCAUAUACAUCAUGUUUCAUAUAAGGCAUAAUCUAGAUUUUAAUAUAUGAAAGAAAUGUUUUUAUAUGUAAACAAAAAUGCAUUAGUCUUUCCGUUUGUUUAUUUACUGUUGUUAUAAGAUCUGAUUUAGAACUUGCAGUUAUAAUUAUAUAGUGUGAAUUUAUUGACAAAAAGAAUUUAAGUAAAGAAGAGUUUGAAAUUGAAGGGAUUUUCCUAACGUUGCCACUACGGUUUGCAUAAUAUGUAUAGAUACGUACAGGAUGUUACAAACGCAAUAUAGUAAGCUGUUAGAGGUGACUCAGCUAGUCAUGGAAAACAGCUUUUCUUUAACAGCUUUCGGAAAUUCACAAAAAAUAGUUAAUAUUCGUAACGUGAUUUUAGAAUGUAGUUUGUUUUUCGUGAAUAAGCUCAUAUGUUAUCCUCUUUCAGCUUAAUAUAUCAGUUUUUUCUCAUCCUGUAUAUCCGCAACACAAUGCUGUAGUUGUAAAUGAUAAUUAGCCUUAUGCCCCUGAUUUAGCAUAUUUCCAAUGUAUAUUUUCCGACGUAAUAAUAUGGCUUAUGUGCAAUAUAAAGACUGAAUUUAUAACUUAGUGAUUUGAAAUUUAUUAUUCAGCUAUAAAAUAUUUCAUAAAAUAUCCACCACUUUAUUUGCCCUCAGUAGAUUACGAUUUUGUUCUGAUCUCUAAAGUACCUGGAAUCAUAAAAAGAGUUAUUAAUGUAUUAGUUGUUAAAUUUUAUUGCUAUUAUAGUGAAAAGUCUAUUACAAACAUAACAUUAGGAUAGUUAUGUUAUAAAAAAUAGUAAAAAUUUAUAGAGCGGUCAUCAAUCAUCACAUUAUUACAUAAUAAUAUGAAAAAACUCUUUUUUUGUUGAAAAAACAAUUUGAAAUAAUAUUAUUUUUCUUUAAAGCAAGUAUACAUAAUAUAGUUAUAAUUAUAAAUAUUGUUCAUAUUUUUGUCUUAAAGUUGUUAAGAGGCCUAAAGAGCAAUUACGUAACUUAAAACAUAUCAAAAUUAAAAGUGAAAUAUAUCUAUUAAACAUUUAAUGUAUACCUAAAUGUUGUGACGAGGUCGUGUGGUGUGUGUAUUUGCUGUUAUAUUAUAACGGCAUAAGAAUGUAUGUAGAUAAUUGAACUAAAGUGAUGGAUUUUCGAUUAUUAUGAUAUCAAAAAAUCUGAUGGUGGACAUGUGGACUAGAAAUAGUUACGAUUAGACUGCACAGUCUGAGCGGUACCGAUAAUAUGUUACUGAAACAGUUUGCCACCAUUAGCAACAAAUAUUUCUGAAUCUAAAGUUACACAUAUUAUGUACCUAUACACAGCACUCAGCUAAACACAAAAGACCUAGCCAUUAUUUUCUGAAUGUAUCUAUUUAUGAUAUUUAAAGGGAAUGACUUAUUUAAAUAAAAAUAUGUAUAUUUAUUAAAAACAUCGGCACAUUUUCAGCUUCAUUCCCAUGACCCUGAAAAUCCUGAAAUCAAAUGCAAAUAAAUUAAUACGAGCUCGAAGGUUUACUUUGUUCAUAAAAUAUGGAAAUAAAUAUAACUGUUUUUAUUUAAGAGUUUUUUUAUCUUAUGUUACCUCUCUUAGGUUUAUUGCACAUACCGAAAAAUAACAGUUAAAUAUAUAAUUUUCUGGCUUAAAGUCAAAUAGUGAAAUACAAAUCCAAAUAUUUCUAAAUUACUUAUUAUCUUCUUUGUUAAAAUUUCCGGACGUGAAAAUUAAGUUAAUAAUAAUAAUAAUUGUAUAUUUACCAAAGCUAAUUAUUUUUUCCAAAACUUAAAAUACAUUAUUAAUAAAUGUUUAUAGCUAUAAUAUGAAACAUUUCAACACAUUGAAAAACAUUCACAAUCAACCAGAUUGCAUUGCACCAGCACUAAUAAUUAACUGAUUUAACCUACAUAUUGUCAUAUGUUAAAUAAUAAUUAUUUCUUCCACAAAAUUAUUAGGUAUGUCAAUUAUAAUAUGUGAAUUAGAUCAAAUUAAUUAAAUUGUAAAUCUAGAAAUUAUAAUUUGAUUGGAUACGGAUAAUGCUAAUACCUACAGCUAGUCUUAAGAGUCAAACACGACUACUUCUUAUUUGCCCGUAUAUAAAUAAAAGUAUGAUUUACAUACAUUAAAAACAUUAAUUAUGUAGUUGUAUAACUAUUAGCAGUAACUUUACUGUACUUUCUCUAUUGUUGAAGUGGAUAUAUGCAGGCUAUUGAUGUCUUCCUUAAUGCUAUACACUCUUUUUAUAAAAUUUACGUGUAUUGUAGUGAUAUUUACUGUAAAAACCAUUUGAUAUCAACACUAUAAUAAUAACUUUGUAUAAAGGGUGUUGCAAAAAUUAUAAAAUAUGCAACAAACGAGAAAUUGCAAGGUGUGUGAUCUCUUUUCUGAGUACAGUGUGAUUAUUGCAACAUCCUGUAUUUGCAUUGCAUUUUGUGAAUAAAGCACUAACAUAAUAUCUACUAUUUAUUAUCUAUCAUCCAGAGUAGAUAGGUGACAAGCAACUUCAUAUUUCGAUAUACAUUUUGUAUGUAUUUAGAUUACAAUACCAAUGACGCAUCGUACGAAUAUCGAAUUAAAUACAACAUGCUGUAUUAAAUAAACAGCAUUUUGGGUAAAACUAUAAUGCUUUACAUGGUAAAUUUCUGGGUUAAUAUACUUAUAUUUUUAACUGAGCUAUUUUACUCUCUUUCUUCUGUUACAUAUUCAACGAAACCAUCCUAUCUUAAUAAGAGAAUGUAUUUUAUUAUUUUUAUUUUUAAAGUUUUUUCUACGUAGAUUUUGGUACUAUUAAUAGGCCCUAAAACUUAUGAUUAGCUAAGCUAAUUUGUAUUAGAAUUUUGAUGUUUUACUUACUAUUAGUGUCUGUAUGUAGGUACUCGUAAACGGAUACACCAGUGCUAUUUAAAACAUAAGACAGUAUAUUAGUUAAUAAAGAUGUAUUUUAUAUACAAAAUUGUAUUUGAGUGUUCUAAGCGAAAAGGUAUAAAAUUCAUUCAAGGCUCUAUACUAUUGAAUGUUAUUCUAAUAACAUAGGUAGGUUAUAAUAGGUACUUUUAGAAAAUUUAUGUUAGGUCGUUUUUUCAUAUUUAAUGUUGUAAAUAUUUUAUUUGUUUAUAUCUACAUGUGUGUGGAUGUAAACAUGGCUUUACAUAUAAUUGUAUAAAUGUAUCGAUGGCUCUAAAUGUGCUAUAAAAUAAAAGAUCAUUAUUAUUUACUCCGAAAUAAAUAAAUG